Molecule: messenger RNA, 2871 nt
Organism: Nomia melanderi (Alkali bee)
Lineage: Eukaryota; Metazoa; Arthropoda; Insecta; Hymenoptera; Halictidae
Product: gametogenetin-binding protein 2-like
Cellular component (GO): cytoplasm; nucleus
Source: RefSeq, a predicted model, not a curated record
UAGAAUAAGGAUAGCGCGUAGUGAGGGAAGCGGGACAAUGCACGCAGGGCGGAAGUGAGAAACCACUCGUUGCAAAUGGCAGACGUAUGAUACCGUCUACUUAUUUUUCUGGUGUAUCCGUGGAAGUGGAUUGCGAUUAUACGUGCUUGUGCGUUGUGUUCGGCAAGAUUGAACAUUAUUCUGUAUAGAAUCGUUGUUAAUAAAGAACUUCAACAGCGAUGGCGAAGCUGGUGAACGUUUGGCGGGACGAUGACCCGGUCGAUUUGACGCGAAGACAAAUGCCGUUGAUUGUUGAUGAGAAUCUCACGAUGAUUAUGGAUAUAAAUAGUUUGGGAGCAAUCUGUGAUAAUCCGUUAGUGCGUGGUAAACAGCUUGAUGAAUUUACUAAAAAAUUGGAUAUGCUUACAAAAGAUGAAAUUAAAGCAUCGUUUGAAGUAACAUGCAAGGAUAUGCUUGCAAUUUUGGGUCAAGCUGUGCCAUGCGUUGGUUGCAGGAGGAGUGUUGAAAGAUUGUUCUAUGACCUGAUGAAAUCAGGGCAUCCUGCAUUAGAUCCUUUGAUAAUUACACCUGAAGGAUUAUUGUCAAUAAAAGAUGAUAUUUUGGAGUCACCUCAAUUAUUGUGUACAAUGUUACAAGGACACAGUACAAGGUUAAAUAGUUUAGUUGAAAGGCAACCCAGAAGUAAAAAGUCAAGGAGAUGUGUAUUACACUCAUUGGAAAUUCAACGCAUGAGACCUUUGCCAAGUGCAUGGAAAGAAGUAUGGGAUUGUAUGGAACUUCCAUGUCGUCAAGAACUUGCUUUAAUAGAAACUGAUUUACUUGAUGCCACUUUGGAUACAUAUUUACGCAAACAUCGAUUUUGUGGUGAAUGUCGAACAAAGGUGUUAUUAGCAUCUUCUUUAUUAACAACAGAACCAGAGCCAGCAAAAGAAACAGGUUAUGUUGCUGCUCUUUAUUCUGGAAUUAAACGUUGCAUACGAGAUAGACAUGUACAUUUACCUACUAGUACAGAUUAUAUUAAUACUUUAAUUGGGCGUGCUCAACCAGAACUCAUGGGAAGGGAACGACAUGCAAAGACAUUAGAAAUUGCUCAGGAAGAGGUACUUACAUGUUUAGGAAUAUGUGUCGCUGAACGUUUGCAUAGAGUACAUCGACGUUUAAGGGAAGAAGAAACAGUAUGCAAAGUGUUAGCUGCUGUUGCAGUGGAUGCAUUGUCCAGAAAUUUUCAAAUGGCUGUAGAAGUUAAACAAGGUAUUUCUCAAUUAGAACUUCUUUAUGAAGAACUAACCAGAGAAGAAAUAGCAGAGAAACAACGACGGGAAAAGUUACGUUUAAAACGCAAGAAGAAGAAAGAACGGCGUUACGAAACAGAAGAAAAAGAAAAUGCAUGUGAGUGUUUAAGCAAAAGGCAAAGUGGUAACAGUGAAGCACAGUGUAUUUGUGCAGAUUCAAAACCUACAACACAAAAUAUAGAUCGACAUAAGUUACAAGUAUUAGACCCUAAAAAUAAGGGACCACCUACGUGUAAAUGUCCAGAUUGCAUAAAAAAAUCAAAAUCUAGUAUAUCACAGUCACAAACUCAAUCUCAAUUAGCAUUCCCCAAAAAGUCAUCGAAUUUACAAAAAAAUGGAGUUAAAAAAGAUUCUUCUGAACUGAAAUCGAAAUUUACCACAAAUCAAACAAAAAAGAUUAAUACUUCUAUUAAGAAUCUUUCUGAAGAAGAACUGUUUGAAGCUUACGAAUCGUGUAAGGAUUGCUCGGAGAAAAUUGAAGAUGAUGACUGGCAUAGUCUAGAGGACUGUAAAGACCCAAUGGCUAAAGAUAUAGUGCAUGCUUGGAUAGGAAAACCAAGUAAAAGAUACAUGUGGAUAGAAAUGAAAAAACGUUUUGAAUUAUCAAUUUCGGAUAGAAAAAGUCGUUCUUCAAGUGAACAAUCAUCACAAGAUUGUGGUUAUUCUUCAGAACACAAUAUUAGUAGUUCUUCUCUUCCUAGUACACCAGAAGGAUCAGAAGUAGCUUGCAGUGAUGGAUGUUGUAACCAUGAAAGAGAUUGUCAUGAUAUACGACCAUCUGAUAAACUUGUUCAUUCCAAUUCUAGUAUCUCCUUACUAAAGGAAAAAGGUGGCGGUCUAACACUUACACAGAUGUUAGAAGAAUCCCAUGUGUCAGAUGAUGAAGAAAAAGAAAGUUAUAUUCCAGCAGAGGAAGUAUUGGAAUUUAAAUCACGAAUGUGCCAAGUUCUUGAAAAACGACAAGAACUUCGUCAAACACUUAGAAAACGUUUCGCUAUCUUAUGCAGCCAUCACAAACCCUUUACCAUUCCUAAUUAAAAAUUUCUACUAGGUACAGAUACUUAAUAGAAUACAAUCUUUCUUUUUUACAUUGAUUUACUGCCAGUAGAGACACACGAAUGCAAUAGAUGUAUUUUGGAUAAUUGUUAUUAUUGGAGGAUAACCUUCCUGUGUGAAUAAAAUAUCGUUGGAGAUGUACAUCAUAAGAACGUCGUAUGAUAUGGUUCAUCUGCAAGAAGAAAACUACAUCUAAUAAACUAGAGGUACUACGAAACGAUUAUGCCUUGAAUUUUGUUGUUUUCUAUACAGCUCAAUUCAAAAGAAAUAAAAGACAAUUUGUAGAUGAAAAAUGUAUUAUAAAGGAAUUAAAUUGAAAAUAUAAUGUCGAUUAAUUCUGACAAAUGAUUUCAAGAAAACAAAUUAUGAAAUUAAUUGUAUAAAUGAAUGUAUUAUGUCAAUGUGUGUGUGUGUCCGGAGUUAAAGGAGACUUAUUUCUUUAUACUUGUAUGAUUAAGUAUGGUAAUUUGUAUGAGCACGUAUUAAGUAGAAAAUUAGUAAAUCAGAUUCAAUUGCACAUAGU